Molecule: messenger RNA, 5213 nt
Organism: Cavia porcellus (domestic guinea pig)
Lineage: Eukaryota; Metazoa; Chordata; Mammalia; Rodentia; Caviidae
Product: endogenous retrovirus group K member 7 Gag polyprotein-like
Exons: 2
Coding region: 2203-3918 (571 amino acids)
Biological process (GO): viral process
Molecular function (GO): zinc ion binding; nucleic acid binding
Source: RefSeq, a predicted model, not a curated record
UAUUCUCAUUCCUUGUGCCUCUCCCUGGAACAUGACCUUGCUUCCAGUCCAGAAGGGACAAAUAACUAUCGCCCUGUACAGGAUCUCAGAGAGGUUAAUAGACGAGUUCUGAGUCUAUACCCAACAGUGCCAAAUCCUGAGAACACCUGGUACUCUGUUCUGGACCUGAAAGAUGCUUUCUUCACUUUGCCUCUUACUCUGAUGGAAGCAGCUUCAUCCAGAACGGCAGAGGCAGAUGAGUGGCUGGGGCAGCAGUGACCACCAAAAAGGAGGUACUCUGGGUUAAACAGUUAGAGCCUGGCUUCUCUGCCCAAAAGGCAGAACUCAUUGCUUUGACUGAGGUACUAAAACUAGCCACGGGAAAGAGGGUAAACAUCUAUACUGAUAGUAGAUAUGCUUUUGCUACUAUACAUGUACAUGGAGCCAUCUAUUAAGAGCCAGGUCUCUUAACCUCGGCCAGAGCUAAGAUUAAAAAAAAAAAAAAGGGCUCCACAGGUCCUAGAUUUGCUGGCAGCAGUCUGGCUGUCAGCAGAUUGCUGCUAUUCACCUAAGGAAACAAUUUGGCAGAUCAGGCCGCUCAAAGAGUAGCAAUCACAUCAGAGGGGCCAGCCAAGAAAGUAACUGCUCUGAUGCGAGUCCUCCCGAUCUUGUCAGAACCAGUUUACACAAAGAAAGACUGCACUGGUUGUUGUGAGCCAUCUGACAGAUUCCAGUCCCUGUGACUAAAAGACAAGUGCAAAAUUUCUAGGAGCCACAGGACUGAUCCAGAGUUUGGGACCCUGGCAGAGGCCUGUUGCCUACCUUUCCAAGAGACUUGGUUCUGUGGCAGCCAGAUGGCCACCCUGUCUGCAGUGAUUUCCUCAGUGGCCCCCUCAUAAAGGAGGCUUAAAAAUUGACUUUUGGACACAAACUCUUAAUUGUUUCCUCCUAUUCGCUGGAGACUCUCAUCAAGGUCCCACCAGACCGAUGGAUGUCUAAUUCCCAAGCCAUACAUUAUCAGGCACUAUUUCUGGAAACAGCAGCUUCAAACUUGGCUACUUUGCUGACUGAGGACGACCCCUCAUUGCCUCACCACAAUUGUACUGAGGUCAUUGAUCACCUCACGGGACGUCGACCUUAUCUAGUGGAUAAGCUACUAUCUAGAGUUCCAUCCUACUUCUCUGAUGGAAGCAGUUACAUCUAUCAAGGUAAGCGGGUCGUGAGAGCUGCUGUUACACAAAAUCUUAGGUUCUAUGGGAACAAAUCUUAGAGCCAGAGACAUCAGCAUAGUGGGCUAAACUCAUUGCCCACACUGAGGCCUCAAGUUGUCUUUAUCAAAAAUGGUGUUUAUUGUCUUCUGGGGUCAAAAGAUUAAAAAUGCUCCCCAAAUUUGGACUUGUUGGCUGCCAUCUAGAUGCCAAGGAGAGUGGCUACUAUCUGCUGUAUAAGCCAUUGGGCAGAAGGUGAUCUUGUUAUAGGAGAAAAUAACUUGGCAAAUGCCACCUUCCACAAGACAACCAGAAAGCCCCAAAAUCAGUGGGUGUUGGGAGCCGCGUCUGUGAUAGCUCGCCUUGCGCGGCGGACGUGCGGCCUGUGGUAAAGAGCAAAGCCUGAGGUAGAUUACCCCUCCCAUCGAAUAUGUUAGUUUCCUGCUUACCGCGUAAACAACCCGCUCAACAAUAUAGUCUGCCUGGCAACUGAUGAUGUUAGCCAAUCAGCUUGCCUUGCUUACUUUAACAUGAUUGGACACUGUACCCGUAUAUAUACCGGUGCCACCCCUGGGCGGAAGUAGAAGCCAGGUAGAAGCCCGGAAGUAAAAGCCCAAAAGGAGCCGCGGAGAGCGGACCGGUAGAGGCUUUGGGGCAGACUGAAGCACAAAAGGAGCCGCGGGGAGCGGACCAAAGGAGGCUUCAGCUGGGAGAACCCAGGGCAGGCUAUACGGAGAAGAAAAAUAAAAAGAAAAGGUUGUCCACUACCAGACUUUGUCGUGUGUCCUUCCUGCCGGCCGGGAGCGGACAUCGACAUUUGGUGGCCCGUACGGGGACUGAUCACCCCCGAGACGUGGAAGUGGACAACGCUCCAGUACAGAGCUGCGAGACAGGUGAGUUGGGGAUAAGCCUGGGCUCUGGGUGGCGCGCACCUACAGGGCUUUUAGACUCCCCUCAGGCUCACGCGUAAGUGGCGGAUUCCUUGGGCCUCACGCGGUGAGUAACAUAUUAAAAAAUGGGAAACAUGCUAGGUAGCAACACUAAGAGCGAGGGUGGUUGUGGAGAAAGCUCUCAAGAGCUUACAAAAGUACGCAGGGUAUCUGAGCAGGCCCAGUCAGGGAGCUCCCGAGAGGUGUCCGUCAAGGGGAACAAAGAUGCUAAGGAGGAGGACGGGGCUCUAGCCUCGGAGUCGUCUGACUCCGAGGACGAGGGAAAGUUGAAUGGCAGGGAGGCCAAAGAGACCAGCUGUCAGGAGCCUAAGUCGCUCAAUAAGGAGUCGCAGGGUUCUUUUCCAGCGUCGCGCCGCGAAUUGCGCUCUGCUCAACCUGGUCUGCGGAGGAGUAGAGAGCUCCUGAGUGCGCCCCGGCGCGAGAGGGAGGCGAAGCCUUCCGCCCCACCUUGGGGGCCGUUUCCGGAGGCGGUCCCUCGCCACGAGGCGGCCGCCUGGGAGCUCCCUCCCCUUUCGCCAGAACAGGAAGUGAUGCACGGGCCCCCAUUUUCCGCCCAAUCACGGCCGCCGUCUUAUGCUCCGCCGCCGGCGGGUCGGUAUUUUUACAGGCAGCUUUGGCAGGAGGGACGCUUGUUUCAUGAGGUACAUCCACCUGGGAUAGAUAGUGGCCCCUACGGGAUAUUUCCUGUACAAGUAGCUAUGGGCCAGGGACGCAAUGUAUGGGAGCCUUUUGAGAUAAAGCAGAUUAGAGAACUUAAAAAUACAGUUACAACCUUUGGGCCGACUGCGCCUUACACCAUUGCCAUGCUGGAGAAUCUGUCUUCUGGGCCCCUCACCCCCGCGGACUGGAUUCAGCUGGCAAAGGCGUGUCUGCCCUCGGGUAGUUACCUGGAUUGGCGAGCCUGUUAUGCAGAGUUCUCUGCAGAGCAGGCUGAAAAAAACGCCAAUCGAGGAAACCAGGGGUGGAACAAAGAAAUGCUUAUGGGAAAAGGUCGACACUCUGAUGAUCAGACCCAGUUCCCCGGCGCUGUCUAUGAACAAAUCAAUGCCAUAGGGCUCCGCGCCUGGAAGCAAGUAAGUGGUGCCGGAACAGCCUCCUUGUGUCUUUCAAAAAUAAUUCAGGGUACCACAGAGCCAUUUGUUGACUUUGUGGCCCGAAUGCAAGAUGCUGCCGAUAAGAUAUUUUCUGAUCCGGGAGUGGCUCGACCGCUGGUAAGGCAGCUGAUUUUCGAACAGUGUACAAAGGAGUGCAAGGCAGCGAUAGCUCCUCAUAAGAACAAAGACCUCAAUGCCUGGAUUAGGAUAUGCAGAGAGAUAGGGGGGCCGCUCUCCAACUCGGGAGUGGCUGCUCUCCUGGCCGCGGCUGUACAGCAGAGGGGACCUCGCGGGUCAGGAGGGAAAUGUAAGGCUAAAGGGUGUUUUGCCUGCGGGGAGCCAGGACACAUUAAACGUCACUGCCUAAACAAUGCAGAUGCUAGGCCUCGUCCUAGGAAUGAAGAGCCAUAUGUUUGUGGGCGAUGCAAGAAGGGAUCACACAAAGCUGAGGAGUGUAGGUCGGUCUUUGAUGCUCAGGGCAACCGUAUUUGUGGACAAGAUGCUAGAGAGCCAAAAAACGGCCAGAGGGGGCCCCCUUCACAGGCGGGCCCCCGCCCCAGAGACAGGACAGCUCAGGAUGACAGCCUUCAACAAGGGCCACCCCUGGGUCAGCAGGUGUGGACCUCAGUGUCGCCUCCAGACUUAUAUGGGUGUUCAUCUUGUCAUUUGUCACUCAGCACCCUAUAAUUUUUCCAAAGGUUACUGCCUCUGAGCCAUUAGUCCCAGCAACUACAAUAUAUACAGAUGGCUCCAAGACGGGGAUAGGCGCCUAUGUGAUCCUAGGCAAGCCCCCGGUUACCAUACAAUUUAAACCAGAUCAGCCUCAGGUGGUGAAACUGCAGAUCAUUAAAAUGAUUCUUAAACGGUUCUCAGAGGCCAUUAACAUUGUCUCCGAUUCUAGGUAUGUGGUCAAUGCUAUGCAAGUGCUUGAGACUGCCGGUUUAAUUAGAUCCACUUCCACAGUGGCUGGGCUGUUCCUGUCUAUCCAGACAUUGCUUCAGAACAGGCACCAUAAGGUCUUCACCACCCACAUAAGAGCACAUACAUCCCUGCCAGGGCCUAUGGCACAGGGGAAUGCGGCUGCUGAUACUGCCACUCGCCCGUUAUGGAUUUUUACCUUACUAACACCAAUCGAGCGAGCCCGUGCCUUCCAUGAUAAGUUUCAUGUCAAUGCCAGGACACUAGCAAACCAUUUCCAUGUUUCUAGAGCAGAUGCACGAGAUAUCGUGCGACUAUGUGACUCCUGUGCCACAUACAAACCUGCCAUACCGAUGGGAGUAAACCCUCGAGGUUUGAUCCCUGGUGAUGUUUGGCAGAUGGACAUCACACAUAUACAGGAGUUUGGGACUCUUAAAUAUGUUCAUGUUUCCACAGACACCUGUUCUCGCGUCAUAUUUGCAACAGCAGAAACAGGUAAAAAAGUGUCUAAUGUGAUCAAUCAUUGCCUGGCAGCUUGGGCCGCAUGGGGCAAACCAAAAAUAUUAAAAACUGAUAAUGGACCAGCCUAUAUAGGCAAAGCUUUCAAUGAGUUCUGCAAAAUGAUGGAGGUUCAAUUAAAACAUGGUAUCCCAUACAAUCCCCAAGGUCAAGAAAUCAUUAAGAGGGCUCAUAGAAGCCUCAAAAAAAUUUUACAAAAACAAAAAGGGGGAGUAGGCCAAGGCCUGGCCCCAAAGGCACGAUUAUCCAUGGCACUAUUCACACACAAUUUUUUAAAUUUAAAUAAUGAUAAUCGCUCCCCAGCUGUGGAGCACUGCAACCCUUCCCCCAACCAUAAAGGGUGGGUGAAGUGGAAAGAUGUCCUGACAGGACAAUGGAUGGGCCCGGAUCCAGUGGUCAGCUGGAACCGAGGCGCGGUUUGUGUUUUCCCACAGGAACCGGGACGAGAACCACUGUGGAUACCGGAGAGACUGACACGGGCAACAAAGCCCUCGACUGAAGAUCAGACCUGCCCUACUGGAGAUCCAUCACAGACCAACCAACAA